GUGGUGAAAUGUGUGCACGUGUGAUGGGGUGCUCUGCGUUCUUCGCAGAGGCUACCUUAACUGGUGUUUGAGGUGGACUUUAGAGGAGGAUGAGGGGACCGGCAAUGCGGCUUCCCCCGCGGCUGGCGCUGUCAGCGUUGGCCCGCGGCCCAUCUUGCAUUCUAGGGUCCGGAGCGGCGACGCAGAAGGACUGGCAAACGAGGAACCGCCGCGGCUUCUCUGACUUCAAUAUAGAGCCGUUGCCUGAUUCUGAUUUGGAGGAGUCGUCCCCGUGGACAUCCAGGAAUCGAUCGGAGCCUAAGCGUCACAUAGCAUGUAAGAAAGCGGCCAGGAACCUGGUACGGGACCUGCUGGAGCACCAAAACCCAUCCCGUCAAAUUAUACUAGAGUGCAAUCCAGGUCCUGGAAUCCUGACUGGGGCAUUACUUAAAGCUGGUGCCAGAGUGGUUGCCUUUGAAAGUGAAAAGACUUUUAUUCCACAUUUGGAGCCCUUACAGAGGAACAUGGAUGGAGAGCUACAGGUGGUUCACUGUGACUUCUUUAAAAUGGAUCCUAGAUAUCAGGAAGUAGUAAGACCAGAUGUGAGUUCACAGGCAAUAUUUCAGAACCUGGGAAUAAAAGCAGUUCCUUGGUCAGCAGGUGUUCCUAUAAAAGUAUUUGGAAUCCUACCAUAUAAACAUGAAAGACGAAUACUUUGGAAAAUUCUGUUCGAUCUGUACUCCUGCGAAUCUAUAUACAGAUAUGGACGAGUAGAACUGAAUAUGUUUGUUAGUGAAAAAGAAUUCCGGAAACUGAUAGCGACUCCUAAAAGACCGGAUUUAUAUCAAGUAAUGGCUGUUCUUUGGCAAGUGGCCUGUGACGUUAAGUUCCUGCACAUGGAACCUUGGUCGUCAUUUAGUGUGCAUACGGAAAAUGGGCACUUAGAAAAGUCAAAGCACGGGGAAUCAGUAAAUUUACUGAAACAAAACCUAUAUCUUGUUCGAAUGACUCCUCGUAGGACUUUAUUUACAGAAAACCUAAGUCCUUUGAACUAUGAUAUAUUUUUCCACUUGGUAAAGCAUUGCUUUGGGAAACGCAAUGCCCCAAUAAUACGCCAUUUACGUUCACUGAGUACGGUUGAUCCUAUUAAUAUCCUGAGGCAGAUAAGAAAAAACCCUGGAGACACAGCUGCUAGAAUGUAUCCUCACGACUUCAAAAAACUUUUUGAAACCAUAGAGCAAUCGGAAGACUCCGUCUUUAAGUGGAUCUAUGACUACUGCCCGGAGGACAUGGAGUUCUAGGAAGAGUCUGCAAGCCGAGAGUGAGCUGGAGCUGUUUGUCCAUUAUUUUGAAAUCAUGUGACAAAUGAACACUGAAUUUCAAGAAGUUCAUAUCCUUUUAACAGAAGAGAAACUACCCUUGUUUGGCACAAAUGAAGCAAAUAAUUUCUUCUCAAGUUGAUACCUUUGAUACACAGAAAACACAGUGGCUGCAGUAUUAUUCAAAGUUAAAUAAAACGAAAACCUGUCAGUUUGAUCAGAUCAAA
Molecule: messenger RNA, 1525 nt
Organism: Mus musculus (house mouse)
Lineage: Eukaryota; Metazoa; Chordata; Mammalia; Rodentia; Muridae
Product: predicted gene 1818
Exons: 2
Coding region: 90-1280 (396 amino acids)
Source: RefSeq, a predicted model, not a curated record